Somion occarium is the source of this 2884-nucleotide messenger RNA. The record is from the annotation of a GenBank genome assembly. Lineage: Eukaryota; Fungi; Basidiomycota; Agaricomycetes; Polyporales; Cerrenaceae.
GUUUUGCACACGAGGAUGGAAGCAACUUUGACGACGAUAACGAAUCGAUAAAAGAUUGUUGGUCGAAAUGAACCACGUAGCCAGAAGGAAGCGCCAACAGGGUUGCUGUAUUCACCAUGAUCGAGUUAUGAUCGGCGUUUGAUCGCCCCCCAACUCACAAACUGACUCGGCUAUAGCAACUUUUCGAACUCACGGAGCCUUCGUCAUCGACCAAGAUGCAAGGCUGAUUUUCAUGCCUCGAUUACCAACUUCAAUUUAUAGCGAUAACGACUGGAGAUGUCUCUGCUCUUCAAGCAUCUCCGAAUACACCAGAUCUUCGGUGCGAACACCGACGUCGGGAAGACGUUGCUAACCUCUGCACUUGUUCGAGCAUCUGCAGCACUUGGAAAUGACGUUUACUACUUGAAACCUGUUAGUACAGGACCCAUGUCCGAUGCCGAUGACGAGUUGAGUUGACUCACAACAUUGGGGAAAGUAUGAGCUCAUGUAUUUUUAGAGUGCUUGUUCCGGUUUGGAGAGCCCGUGAGCCCUCAGUUGGCUGCUCAGCUCGCUCAACGCGAAGAAUCAAAAGUUUAUAUUCCUUCUGACAAGGAAUUCGUGACUGCCGUUGCUAGUCAUGUAAGAAAAUGUGCUACACAUACAGCACGACCGUCGCAUAUGUAUGUCGAAACUGCAGGCGGUGUACAUAGUCCAACGCUGUCAGGAACAACCCAACUGGAUAGCUAUCGACCCCUCUUCCUGCCGACUAUACUCAUUGGCGACUCAAGGCUGGGAGGCAUUUCCUCCACGAUCUCUUCCUAUGAGUCCUUGGUACUCCGGGGGUAUAUCGUUGAUGCGAUCCUUCUCUUCCGGGACGAGUAUUAUCGGAACUGGGAAUACCUGAGUUCCUACUUCGCUGAAAAAGGAGUGCAAGUCCAUGCUGUGGACCCUCCUCCUGCGAAACAUACGGAUAAUAACACGAACAUUCAGCUAACGGAGCAAUUUUAUUGGAAGAUCGUUCCUUCUAACAAUCAAGGGACCAUCUUUGACACUGUUCGUCACCUCGAUAUUUGUCAUACCCAACGGUUGGAGGAAUUGGACUCUAUGCCCCGUCGGACAUUGGAUACAAUUUGGUGGCCAUUCGUUCAACACGGACACGUGAAGACGGAGAAAGAUGUUACUGUAAUCGACAGUGCAUCGGGCGACGUUUUCUCCCUCUACAACGGUCACAACACCGAAAGCUCCACACCGUCCCUUCUGGAACCACAAUUUGACGGCUCAGCUUCUUGGUGGACACAAGCUGUCGGUCAUGCACAUCCGGCACUUACGAUGGCAGCUGCACAAGCAGCAGGACGUUAUGGCCAUGUUAUGUUCCCUGAAGCAACCCACCUUCCCGCUCUCAAACUCGCUGAACGACUCGUCAAGUUCGGACCUGGGAGAGGCUGGGCUUCGCGUGCAUUCUUUUCGGACGAUGGGUCGACAGGUAUGGAGGUUGCGCUCAAGAUGGCGUUGCGUGCGUUUGCGGUGAGAGAACAAGGAGGUUUAAAAUCUGGAAUAGGAAUGGAAAAGAGACGAGGUUUAGGCGUGCUUGGGUUGAAGGGAAGUUAUCAUGGGGAUACGAUUGGUGCUAUGGACGCUUGUGAAGAGGGAGUGUAUACCUCGGAAUGGCAUGAAGCUAAAGGGUUCUGGCUUGAUCCUCCAACAAUUUCCGUCCGAAAUGGACAAACGGUCAUCUCUGUUCCACCUUCAAUUUCUGCGGAAUCGGAGGUUGAGACACAAUCUUUGGGAUGGACGUAUGAUAUCACGGAACGUUUCAAGACACCCCUCGCAGCUGUGUACCGCCAACAUAUCGAAUCCACCCUCCGCAAGCUUCGAAAUAGUGAACGGACUUUGGCGGCGUUGGUCCUCGAACCCAUCGUGAUGGGUGCAGGUGGUAUGAUCUUCGUCGAUCCUCUCUUUCAACGUAUCUUAAUCGAUGUUGUCCGUUCUUCCAACGCAUUCCCUGGUACGUUGAGUACAACCCCAGGGGAAUGGUCGGGCCUCCCAGUCAUCUUCGACGAAGUCUUCGUCGGACUUUACCGGCUCGGCUUCGAAAGCAUCAUCCCACUAUUGGGCGUAUUCCCUGAUAUAUCCGUCAAUGCCAAGAUCCUCACAGGAGGAUUAGUCCCCAUGGCUGUCACUCUCGCCUCAGACUCGAUAUUCAAAGCUUUCUAUAGUGAGAAGAAAGUCGAUGCGUUGUUACAUGGCCAUAGUUACACUGCCUAUCCUGUUGGUUGUGAAGUUGCGAAUGAGGCAUUGAAUGUGAUUGAGAAGCUUUCGAAGAGCGGAGAGUGGGAAGAGGCGAAGGCACGGUGGGCAUCGCCCCAGGAAACGAAGCUGCAGUCUAAUGGUGUAUGGAGCUUCUGGGACCCUGACUUUGUUUCGGAGCUGUCGAAACUUCCUUGUGUUGGGGAGGUGAUGACACUGGGGACUGUUCUCUCCAUCAAAAUCGCUGACGAUACCGCUGGUUAUCAAUCGCAUUCUGCACAAAAGUUACUCGACGUUAUCAAAUCCAGUGAAAACACUGAGGAUGUUUCUCCUAUACCUGGGGGAUCACCCUUUGGGAUUAACUACCGAACGCUUGGGAACGUUGCGUAUUUCAUGCUCAGCCUGAAUACCGCCCCUGAAAUCGUCAAAGCAGUCGAGAACAGGAUUUGGAGGACACUCUCGUCAUGAAGCGUUAAUAGCGGAAAUUGGUGUCCGGAUGCGAUCCAGAAAGAAGCACGCAAAGUUGCAACGUAGAGUAGAAUAACAGCAUAGAUUAAUAACCUUAUUCAGUACAUUGUGAGUUCAGUAUAUUGUGAGAAAGAUAGAAGCCAAGGGAUGACGGAAUUCUAUGCGAGAGCUGUAACCCGAGAGCGAGACA